GAAGCCAUCAUAUACCUAAAACAAAUACUAGCCUCACACCCCCAAGCCCGGAUCAGGAUCAGAAGCCCCACCCAGUUUAAAGCCCAGCAAAGGCAUGACCCUCUCCAUUGCCAUGGUCACGCACUACUCGGGACACGGAACGUCCGUAAGCGUCGAUCAUGAGUGGAAGUUCUACACCACCAGCGUCGGCAAGGCAGUGGGUAGUUGCGGCGAAACUGACGGCAAGGAAAUCGUUGCAGACAGUGACGAGACGCCUCGUGUUGGUUCGGAUAGCAAGACGCUGUUCCCUGGCGGUAUCUUCAAGCUGGAUAUUGCGGGUGAGGCAUGCACCUAUGAGUGCGAUGGGAAUAGCCCACGAAGAUUGUUCUGUCCGCAGAGAGAGAUUGCGUGUCGUGAGGAUUCCAAGAAGAAUGUGGAGGUUGGGGCCAUGAAGUGUGGAAGGGGUCAGUUCUUUGCUCCGAGCGUGUUCUGGGAUUUCUAGGGGGUUUGAGGUAGCAUGAAGAUGGGUGUUCUAUUGCGGCAUGUCGUUGUAACUACAGUGAUGGAGACUUUUGGUCUGGUAGCCCUAGAGUUGUCCUGGAGGUGUUGCCCGGGGCGGUAUCAUGGGGGCUGACGUCUGCGACGAAAUUUGCGAGACGGAGAGACGCCGAGUUUUAUAGAGAAAGGUACAUGGUUAUAGAUGAUUGCUGCGAAUGUGCUUUUCGAGUGCGACCAGUAAAGUAGUUAGCAAUGAACCGCAAACAGUAUGUAGCCGCAAGACCAAGGUGCCACGAAGAAAUUUCUGCACCUCGCAGAUUCAUCGAUACCCUACAAUGUCCCCAUGAAUGUGUCGGUCCCUGGCCAUGCGAAUGGAAUCAAUAUUUCUGAGCU
Messenger RNA from Alternaria rosae, 870 nucleotides. RefSeq lists its product as uncharacterized. The record is from RefSeq and is a predicted model, not a curated record. The coding region runs from base 95 to 481 and encodes 128 amino acids. NCBI's taxonomy places the organism in Eukaryota, Fungi, Ascomycota, Dothideomycetes, Pleosporales, Pleosporaceae. The transcript has a single exon.